GAUUAAUUGAUUAUUUUCAGUUUUUUUAACUUGGAAGUAUAAUUAAUAAGUUAAAGGAAAAAAUUCUACUGUGAUAAUUUUACUUUAAUACUUGUGCAUCCUGAAUAAUUUUUUUCCAAUGUUUCACAGUUUAAAUAUAGCUGUACCUGAACACCACACUCAAACUCUGCGUUAAAGCUGAAUAAUUUUCUGUUCAUAAAAAUCCUGUUUGUUGUUCUCUUCCCUAUGCAGCGAGUAUUUACCAUUUCAGAGAAGGUAGUUGCAGGUAAUCUUUUACAAUACCGCUGGCAGAAAACGUUGGGUAACUACAUAGCUGUCACUGGGUCUGAUCACACAGUGAAGAUCUUUGAUCGACAUGGGCACAAAAGGAAUGCAAUUAAUCUUCCAGGAAUUUGUAUUUCUAUGGAUUGGGAUAAAGAUGGAGACACCUUGGCUGUAAUUGCUGACAAAUCAAAUACCAUCUAUCUAUGGGAUGCAAACACUCACAGAACAUCACAGUUGGACAGUGGUAUGAGGGACCAGAUGUCAUUUCUGCUGUGGUCAAAAGCAGGAUCACAACUUGCUGUUGGAACAACCAAAGGAAAUCUGCUUAUUUAUAACUUACAGACUUCCCGUAAAGUCCCAGUCCUCGGAAAACAUACAAAACGCAUCACUUGUGGUUGCUGGAGUUCCCAGAAUCUGCUUGCAUUGGGUGGUGAAGACAAAGCAAUAACUGUUAGCAAUCAAGAGGGCGAUACCAUUAGGCAGACCAUAGCGAGAGCAGAGCCAAGUGACAUUCAAUUCUCUGUGAUGAAGACUGAUGAACGGGCAUCAAUGGGAGAAAACACGGUCAGUGUCGUUUUGGGGAAGAAAAUACUAUUUCUGUUUAAUUUAGGCGAUCCUGAUAACCCUAUUGAAUUGGCAUUCCAGCAACGUUAUGGCAGCAUUAUAUCUUACAGAUGGUUUGGAAAUGGGUACAUCAUGAUUGGCUUUUCUCAAGGUUACUUCGUAGUGAUUUCAACACACAUUCGUGAAAUUGGCCAAGAACUAUUCCAAGCCCACAAUCAUAAAGACAGUUUGACGAGUAUUGCCAUCUCUCAAUCCCUGAACAAAGCUGCUUCCUGUGGAGACAACUGCAUUAAGAUCCAUGACCUGUCAGAAAUGAAAGAAAUGUAUGCUAUUGUAAACCUGGAUGAUGAAACCAAAGGUCUGGAUCAACUAUCUUGGACAGAUGAUGGACAGUUGCUUGCUAUAUCUACACAGCGUGGAACACUACAUGUUUUCCUCACAAAACUUCCAGUUCUUGGAGAUACUUGUGGUACUCGCAUUGCCUUCUUGACAUCUCUGCUGGAGGUCACAGUGGUCAAUCAUGUAGAGGGAGAACCAGAAACCACAGUUUCUGUUGAAGUAGAGCCUAACUUUAUCGCUGUAGGCCCAUAUCACGUGGCUGUUGGUAUGAAUAAUCGUGCUUGGUUUUAUGCCCUUGGAGAGAAACAAGUGGAGAAGCUAAAGGACGUGGAGUAUUUGGGCACUGUAACUAAUAUGUGCUUGAAUUCAGACUAUGCAGCAGUGCUUUUUGAGGGAAGAGUUCAGCUACACAUGAUCAGUUCCAGCUUCGAUUCUAUGCUCCCAGUUAUGCAGCAGAUUGAAAUGGAAGGUAUAGAAGCACAGGAGGAGAGAGAAACUCGUCUUUUUCCUGGACGUGAUGAUAAGUACCGAGUUACAUGCCAUGCACUUGCUGCUGACUUCUUGAUCUAUGGAACAGAUAGUGGCAUCAUUCAGUAUUUCUAUAUUGAAGACUGGCAAUAUGUGAAUGAAUAUCGGCAUACAGUCAGUAUCCGUAAAGUUUUCCCUGAUCCCAGUGGAACCAGAAUAGCAUUCAUUGAUGACAAGAGUGAUGGCUUUGUCUAUUGCCCAGUAAAUGAUAGUGUAUAUGAGAUCCCAAAUUUUCCCACAACUGUAAGAAGCAUCCUCUGGGAACACUUCACAAUGGAUAAAGGAGUCUUUAUUGCUUAUGAUGAUGAUAAAGUGUAUACCUACGUCUUUCACAAGGGCACUAUUCAAGGUUCCAAGGUCAUAUUGGCAGGUGCUACUAAACUUCCAUUUUCUUAUAAGCCACUGUUGUUAUAUAAUGGAGAAUUAACCUGUCAGAUGCAAAGUGGGAAAAUCAACACUAUUCUCUUAAGCACACAUUCUUUUCUUGGUGGAUUGAAAGACCUUGGAGCUAAUGACCUUCAGUCAGCUUUAACCCAGAGUUUAAUGCUGAAAAGGUUUACUGAAGCAUGGAGUGUGUGCAAAAUAAUUAAUGAUCCUCCAGCAUGGACCGAGCUAGCACGUGCCUGCCUCCACCACAUGGAGGUGGAUUUUGCAAUACGUGUAUAUCGAAUAAUUGGAAAUGUAGGAAUGGUGAUGUCAUUGGAAGAGAUCAAGGGAAUAGAAGAUCACAACCUACUAGCUGGGCAUCUUGCAAUGUUUGCAAACGAAUUUAAUCUGGCACAGGAUCUAUAUCUGGCCUCCAGUUGUCCAAUUGCUGCCCUAGAGAUGCGGAGAGACUUACAACAUUGGGACAGUGCUUUGCAGUUAGCAAAACGAUUGGCUCCUGAUCAAAUUCCAUUUAUCUCCAAAGAAUAUGCUAUUCAACUGGAAUUCACGGGCGACUAUGUCAAUGCAUUGGCACAUUAUGAGAAAGGCAUGGCUGGAGACAAUAAGUACCUUGACCAUGACGAAACUUGUUCAGCCGGAAUUGCAAGAAUGUCGAUACGUAUGGGGGAUAUUCGACGUGGAGUCAACCAGGCAAUCAAACACCCCAGCAGAAUUUUGAAGAAAGACUGUGGUGUUAUUCUAGAGAGCAUGAAGCAAUUCUCUGAGGCUGCUCAAUUAUAUGAAAAAGGACAGUACUAUGAAAAGGCUGCAUCUGUUUACAUUCGUUGUAAAAAUUGGGCAAAAGUUGGUGAACUUCUCCCUCAUGUAACAUCUCCUAAGAUACACUUGCAGUAUGCAAAAGCUAAAGAAGCUGAUGGCAGAUAUAAAGAAGCUGCAACAGCUUAUGAAAAUGCCAAAGACUGGGACAAUGUAAUUCGAAUUCAGUUGGAUCAUCUCAGUAAUCCAGAAGAAGCUGUUCGUAUCAUCCGUGAAACCCAGUCAAUUGAUGGAGCCAAAAUGGUAGCUAGAUUCUUCCUGCAUCUUGGUGAUUAUGGCUCUGCCAUCCAGUUCCUGGUGAUGUCUAAAUGUAAUGACGAAGCCUUUCGCCUUGCACAGCAACAUAAUCAGAUGGAAGUUUAUGCAGACAUCAUUGGUCCUGAUGCCAAUAAUGAAGACUAUCAGAGUAUUGCAUUGUAUUUUGAAGGUGAAAAGAAACAAUUCCUUGCUGGAAAAUUCUUCAUGCUUUGUGGUCAGUAUGCACGAGCAUUGAAACACCUGUUGAAAUGUCCAGUGUGUGAAGAUGGCCAGGCCAUUGAGAUGGCUAUUGAAGCAGUUGGACAAGCCAAGGAUGAAGUUCUAACUAAUCAACUGAUAGAUUAUUUAAUGGGCGAAGGUGACGGAAUGCCAAAGGAUGCAAAGUAUCUUUUCCGCCUGUAUAUGGCAUUAAAGCACUAUCAGGAGGCAGCCAGAACAGCAAUAAUAAUAGCCAGGGAAGAACAAUGUGCAGGAAAUUAUAGGAAUGCACAUGAUGUGCUUUUUAGUAUGUACACAGAGCUUAAAGCACAGAAGAUCAAAAUCCCUUCAGAAAUGGUAACAAACCUUAUGAUUCUGCACAGCUACAUCCUGGUAAAGACUCAUGUGAAGCGUGGGGACCAUAUGAAAGGGGCAAGGAUGCUCAUUAGAGUUGCAAAUAACAUCAGCAAGUUUCCAUCUCAUAUCGUACCGAUUCUGACAUCAACAGUAAUUGAAUGUCACCGAGCAGGAUUGAGGAACUCUGCAUUUAGCUUCGCUGCAAUGCUGAUGAGGCCAGAGUACAGAAACAAAAUUGAUGCAAAGUAUAAAAAGAAAAUAGAGGCUAUGGUUAGGCGGCCUGAUGCAUCAGAAGUGGAAGAGUUUACCUCACCGUGCCCAUACUGUGCUUUUCAGUUACCAGAAUGCGAACUGCUCUGUCCAGGUUGCAAAAACAACCUGCCUUACUGCAUUGUUACAGGUCGCCAUAUGGUGAAGGAUGACUGGACGGUUUGUCCCCACUGUGACUUUCCUGGAUUGUACUCAGAAUUCAAAACUCUGCUAGCCACAGAGAAAACUUGUCCGAUGUGUGCAGAGAAACUGAGUGUGGACCAGCUGUCGAAAAUCAGUGAGCCAACACCAUACCUCCUACAGGACAACACUGAUUAAUGAGAGGGUUUGAAGGGUACUUGCAAUACAAGAUUCAGCAGGAGACACUCAAGACAAGUAUGACACACUACUAGCAGUUUAGUUCAAUAUACUAGUUACUUUUUUCAAAAUAUUUAUGGCCAGAAACUGUAUAUAACCACUGAGGAAAUGCAGAAUAAAUUUAUAUUAAAAUCUUAAUAAAGUUUUUAGUAAAUGCAUGAUGGGCAAUUUCGUGUUGACUUAAACAUAACAAUAGAGCGAUUUCAACCUUUAGGAUACUGUCUCCAUCCAUUACAAUCUCAGUCUGCACUGUCAUAAACUGCCCUUUUGAGGGGGUUGCAUGGUAGCUCACCCUCAAGGUUAUACAAGACAAAAAAAAAUUACAAACGUUUGUACAAUACAACUCCUGUCAGUGCAAGGUAUCAAACUAAUUAGUUGAGCAGAAGCUGGCACUGCAUAUUAGGGAAUAGAUUGCAGGCAUGGAUUUAGCACAAAUGAAUCUUUUCAACUCAACUCAGCUGACAAGAGGGUAUCUUUAAAACCUCCCUCAAAUCCUGGCCAGAGUGAAUAAAUCCCCAUUUUCAGAGUAUUCAGAAGUGAUAAAUCAAGUAGCUGAUCACUCCAUUGUGUUUACACAGCUAGCCUUAAAGUUGGUCGCUGACCCAGUAUUUCCAACUGUGAUGUUCAGACCAUAAAGCUACUAUUUAUAGGUGGUCUGUAAAUAAAUAAGUUUAUUAAUUUGUUUUAUAUAAUGCUGUACAAUCUACUUUAUCUGACAAGUUUUCAAUCCUAGGUGGCCAGUUAUUGGUAGAUAGACAGACAUACUUUAUUAAUCCCAAGGGAAAUUGGUGACUCAUUUCCACAUACACAAAAUAAUUAAUUUCCACCCAUCAUUUAUUGACCACUCCAACUGUCCUUGAAGAUCACAGUGAUCUGCUACCUUGAACAACAUGGAGCAGAAUUAGUUUAUUUGGCCCAUUGGGUCUGCUCCACCAUUUCAUCAUGGUCGAUCCAUUUUCCUUUCAACCCCAUUCUGUCUUCUCCCCAUAUCCUUUCACGCCCUGACUAAUCAAGAAUCUUAUCAACCUCCACCUUAAAUACACUCACAGCUACCUUGUGGCAACGAGUUCCAGAUUCAGCACUCUCUAGCUAAAGAAAUUCCUCAUCUCCUUUCUAAAUGGAGAUCACUUUAUUCUGAGGCUGUGCCCUCUGGUCCUAAACAUCCUCUGCACAUCCACUCUAUUAAGGCUGUUCAACAUUCAAUCAAAUACUCCCCUCACCCCCAUUCUUUUAAAUACCAGCAAGUAAAACCCAGAGACAUCAAUUGUUCCUUAUACAAUAAGCAUUUCAUUCCUGGAAUCAUUUUCAUAAACCUCCUCUGAACCCUCUCCAGUGUCAACACAUCAUUUAUUCAAUAAGGACUCAAAACUGCUCACAAUACUCUAAGUAAGGCCUCACCCAUGCCUUAUAAAGCCUCAGCAUUUUAUCCUUGCUUUUAUAUUCUAGUCCAUGUUGCAUUUGCCUUCCUCACCACAGACUCAACCUGCAAAUUACAUUUAGGGAAUCCUGCACGAGGACUCCCAAGUCCCUUUGCACCUUGGAUUUUUGAAUUUUCUCUGUGUUUAGAAAAUUGUCUAUGCUUUUAUUCCUUCAACCAAAGUGCAUGAUCAUACACUUCCUGACACUGUAUUUCGUUUGCCAUUUCUCUGUCCAUUCUCCUAAUCUGUCCAAGUCCUUCUGCAGCCUCCCUGCUUCCUCAACAGUACCUGUGCCUCAACCUAUCUUUAUAUCAUCCACAAGCUUGGCCACAAAAACCAUCAAUUCUGUAAUCCAAAUCAUUAACAUACAACAUAAAGAGAAGCGGUCCCAAAACUGACCCCAGUGGAACACCACUAGUCACAGGCAGCCAAUCAGAAAAGGCUCCUUUAUUCCCACUCUUUGCCUCCUGCCAUUCAGCCAAUGCUAGUAUCUCUCCUGCAAGAGCCCGUUGUAUUAUCUUUUUAAGCAGCCUCGCGUGCGGCACCUCUCUGCUGAGGGUUCUCCCAAACUACUGUUAGAUGGAGUGCUUCAGGAUUUAGAUCCAAUGUAACACAGGUACAGUGACACAAGGUCAACUCAGGAGUGGGAACUGGAACACACAGAUGGUGAUGCUCCCCCAAGCCUGCUGCCUUGUAUGGAAGCAGCAGUUGUGGAGGUGCUAUUGGAGCAGUCUGGGCAAGUAUUUAAGGAGCAUUUUAUAAAUAAGUACCCAUUGCAGCCACUCCACUAAUAAAGGAGAGAGUGAAUAUUUAGGAUCCUGCAGUGUUGUUGGAAUUGUGCUCCUUCAGACAAGUGGGGAGCUUUCAAUCAAAACCCUGACAUACCUCAUACAUGCAGGAAAUGUACCAGGACAUUUCCCAACCUGUGAAGCUAUAGUACUCUUACGGCUGGUGCUGUUGAGUUUUCUGUCAAUGCUGUGCCAGUGCCACUACGUUUCAGGGGCAGUGAUUACUCAAAUUAUGAUGCCAUGAUAUUUGCUGAUCUUGCAGAGUUUCAUAGAGCAGAGAACAGUUAGGCCCUACAGCUAACAAUGUGGAGUAGCUUUAUAAUGGUUGGCACAAUCAAUCCAGCCCUUCCUUCCUGCACAGUCAUAACCCUCCAUUUUUCUAAUAUCUGUGUGCCUAUCUAAGAGUUUUAAAUGCCUGUUUCUGCUGAAGAUCUUUCACAACUAAUGGAGGACUGACCCAGAAAGCCAAUUUAAAUGCAUUUAAAGUCAACCACAGCAAUCAUGAUAGAUUUAUGCCAGCAUCAGGGAUAUGGCAACUAUGAAUCUUGAAAGUUAAUACAUGCCUGGCCUGUUAUAUAAAAAAAACACUUCAGGAAACUUUGAGGGCAAAAAAAAGCACAAAAUCUAAGAGCUAAAAAUAACAGACUGCAAUGGACAAAAUGGCUACUACAGCAAAUUAUUUGAAACAGCGAGACUUGAUCAGGGAAAUUAAGUAUACCGUUUAGAUUUCCAUAAAUCCUUCACAAAAGUACUGUGAGUUGGACUCAUGGUUAAAACUCAGAACACAAAAGGCAAAGUAGCAAAAUGGAAAGAACAGGCUACAAAGCAGACUUUAAAACUAGUGGGAAUUGGUGUUCCGCAGGGAUCAACUCUUGGAACAUUAUUGUUCACUGCCAAGAUCAAAAAUUUGGACUCAGCUGUGAAGUGCUGACAACACCAAAAUAAUGAGUUACAACAGCAGGCUGUGGAAAAACAGAGGAAGAUAUUAAUAUGCACAAACAGGAGGUUUGAAACAGGCAUAUGAAACUCCUUAUAAAGUAACAAUGUGGUCACAUUCUUUGCAAAGAUAUUUAUAUGUAGGUAAAGUAGCAAAGGCAGAGCGCAAACAAAUAAUGUGAAGUUAACAAUACUGAUUAUUUUUGGUGGGGUGGGAAGAGGAGAUUAAUUCUUAAUUGAAAUGAACCCAAGUAUUUCCUUAAAAUGAAGUGAAGUCCAGUGAACCUUAACCGUUACCUUGGGUAGACACAUUUAGAAUUCAGUAUUAUUCCAU
Messenger RNA from Mobula hypostoma (lesser devil ray), 7814 nucleotides. RefSeq names its product WD repeat domain 19 (gene wdr19). Gene Ontology annotation, cellular component: intraciliary transport particle A; cilium. Gene Ontology annotation, biological process: cilium assembly; intraciliary retrograde transport. NCBI's taxonomy places the organism in Eukaryota, Metazoa, Chordata, Chondrichthyes, Myliobatiformes, Myliobatidae. The record is from RefSeq and is a predicted model, not a curated record. Bases 226 to 4299 code for a protein of 1357 amino acids. The transcript has 37 exons. Gene Ontology annotation, molecular function: protein binding.